This is a messenger RNA of Anguilla anguilla (European eel), 1088 nucleotides long. RefSeq names its product heme-binding protein 1-like. The transcript is spliced from 4 exons. NCBI's taxonomy places the organism in Eukaryota, Metazoa, Chordata, Actinopteri, Anguilliformes, Anguillidae. The record is from RefSeq and is a predicted model, not a curated record. The coding region runs from base 483 to 1058 and encodes 191 amino acids.
AGGAGGAGGGAGGAGAGACGGAGAGUUAUUUUCGUUGCAGCUAUUCCACAACUCGACAAGAGCGCACUGAGAUAAAAACAAGAGCAGGAGAUUCGGAGAAGAUAAUCUAUUUCAACUGUGAUUGAUACAGAGAAAGAGAGACGCCGAGUAAGAGAGCGAAGGAAUAGUGGUACUAAUAAUUCCAGCACUGGAAUUAGCUUGAGGAAUACUUAGUAGCCUAUUAUUUAUUUUUUCAACUGCGCCUCUAAGAGAGGCUAAAAGAAAGAGUAGGGAGACAGACAGGAGAAAACAGACGCUUCCUAAACUAAGUAUUUUUAGUCCAAGGAAAAUACAAUUAAAGCCAAGACUGAGAGAUAACAGUUUAUGUUAAAGACCGUGAGGAGAGAAACGAAGUGACAAGAAACGAAGGGAGAGAGAGUUAAAUAUAGAAUAACCGUUAAUAGAAAGGAAGGCUCACACUACGCGAUUUGAAUAAAGGAGAGAUGUUCGGCAUGAUCAAGAAUUCGCUGUUCGGGGGCACCGAGGUGACAGAGUACAAACUGCUAAGCAGCGAAACCAAGGAGGGCAUCAAUUAUGAAGUGCGGCGGUACGACAGCGCACGCUAUGCCUCCGUUUGCACCGAGGGGCGGAGUUUUGACCAGGCGGCCAGCGAGAGUGUGAGGAAACUUCUGAUGUAUACAGGGGGCAGCAACGAUCGAGGAGUGGGGAUGGGAAUGACAGCACCGGUCGCCAUUACGGUCUUCACCAAAGACGACGGGGCGAUGUCCCGCCGAUUCGUCAUCGGCCUUCGCAUCCCCUCCAGUUACCAGGACAACCCUCCCACCCCCACCGAUGGCUCAGUCAAGAUCGAGGACCGGCCGGGCAUGACUGUGUACGCUCUGCAGUUUGGAGGGUUCGCAGGGGAGUACGAGUUCCGAAUAGAGGCUUCCCGCCUGACCCGAAUCCUGGGCGAGACCGCCCCCUAUCAGCGCAAGCGGUACUUCUGCUGCAGCUAUGACCCACCAAUCAAGCCCUACGGCCGGCGCAACGAGGUGUGGUUCAUACAAGAGGAACCGUGAGGAGGAAACGGGGUGCUAGGUGAGGUUUGG